Molecule: messenger RNA, 1687 nt
Organism: Xyrauchen texanus (razorback sucker)
Lineage: Eukaryota; Metazoa; Chordata; Actinopteri; Cypriniformes; Catostomidae
Product: THO complex subunit 3-like
Exons: 6
Coding region: 19-987 (322 amino acids)
Biological process (GO): mRNA export from nucleus
Cellular component (GO): THO complex part of transcription export complex
Molecular function (GO): protein binding
Source: RefSeq, a predicted model, not a curated record
AAGCAAGUAACAGCAAGCAUGGCGUCCUCGUACUAUCAGGAGAUGCAGGAUAUAUUCAGGAAUAACAAUAAAAGCAGAGAGUUCCCGGCGCAUAGCGCUAAAGUGCAUUCAGUAGCCUGGAGUUGCGAUGGAAAAAGACUGGCGUCCGGUUCAUUUGAUAAAACGGCCAGUGUGUUUGUCCUAGAAAAGGAUCGUCUAGUGAAGGAAAACAACUACAGAGGGCAUGGAGACAGUGUGGAUCAGCUGUGUUGGCAUCCUACCAACCCUGAUCUGUUCGUCACUGCAUCAGGAGACAAAACCAUCCGCAUCUGGGAUGUGCGGACCACCAAAUGCAUGGCCACAGUCAGCACAAAAGGGGAGAAUAUCAACAUAUGUUGGAGUCCAGAUGGUCAAACCAUUGCUGUAGGCAAUAAGGAUGAUGUUGUAACUUUCAUUGAUGCUAAGACACACCGUGCACGUGGUGAAGAGCAGUUCAAGUUUGAGGUCAAUGAGAUCUCCUGGAAUAAUGACAAUGACAUGUUCUUUCUUACAAAUGGCAAUGGCUGCAUCAACAUAUUGAGCUACCCUGAUCUCAAACUCAUUCAGUCUAUAAAUGCCCACCCAUCCAACUGUAUCUGCAUUAAGUUUGAUCCCACUGGAAAGUAUUUUGCCACAGGAAGUGCAGAUGCCCUGGUCAGUCUGUGGGAUGUGGAAGAGCUGGUGUGUGUUCGAUGCUUCUCAAGACUUGACUGGCCUGUGCGAACACUUAGUUUUAGUCAUGAUGGUAAAAUGCUGGCAUCGGCGUCCGAGGAUCAUUUUAUUGAUAUUGCAGAAGUAGAGACUGGUGAGAAACUCUGGGAGAUUCAGUGUGAGUCUCCAACCUUUACUGUAGCAUGGCAUCCAAAGAGACCACUGUUGGCAUAUGCCUGCGAUGACAAGGAGGGGAAAUAUGACAGUAACCGAGAAGCAGGAACAGUCAAGCUCUUUGGACUUCCUAAUGACUCUUGAGGACCAGUAUUACAUGUGCUUUGUGAAGUAGCCUCAUUUGGAGGUGAAAUGAAUAGUUAAUCAGUUUGUCUUACUCAUAUGAGGUUACUAAUAAAUGUUGUGUAUAUAAUAGUUAAAAUAUAUUUUUAUGUUCUCCUCUCAUAUUACUUGAAGUGUACCACACAUGACAAACUGAUACAUUUUAAAAUUAAAUUGCUGUUCAUAUGAUGAUUAUCAGAUGCAAAUUGCAGCUCCUUGUAUACAUUAGGAUUAUGUUCUUAUUUCUUCCUUUAAGAUGGUGCAUUAACAUUAAAAGUAAUGUAGUCAGUGACAUUACCAUUAGAAUUGUGUUGCUGUUUCUUAUUGACUAUUGCAUUUCUGGAGAAAAAUAUAUGGAUUACUUUGUUCAAUUUCUUGUAAAUCUAGUUUUAGAAAUCACCAGAAGAGGGCAGCACAAGCUAUUUUACUCAAUAGAAUGGUGGACAAACAAUUGUUGAUGUAAAAUCCACUUACAAAUGUGACCUGCUUAAUAUUUAGUCACUUUGAAAGUAAAAAGGAAAGUGUCAAUUACGUUUCUACUCUAAACUAUUGCAGAGAUAUAAUCAAUUAAAUGUUGAUAAAGACUAUUUUUCUUCCAUGCAGUAAACUCAAAAUGUGUUUCUGGGUCAAAGCAACCAAAAAUGAAGGAGCAGAUCACUAAUUCUCAUUAAAUCUUCAUACA